Molecule: messenger RNA, 6724 nt
Organism: Oreochromis niloticus (Nile tilapia)
Lineage: Eukaryota; Metazoa; Chordata; Actinopteri; Cichliformes; Cichlidae
Gene: parp4
Product: poly (ADP-ribose) polymerase family, member 4
Exons: 35
Coding region: 270-6020 (1916 amino acids)
Cellular component (GO): cytoplasm
Molecular function (GO): NAD+ poly-ADP-ribosyltransferase activity
Source: RefSeq, a predicted model, not a curated record
UGCUGCUCGCUUUAAGUUAGUUACUGGACGAGUGCGUGCUUCGGGUAUUUCGUCAGUACCUUUGCUGUUUCUGAUCGUGUCGAUGCUUUGUUGUAUUUGUCGUUACUAACGAGCAUGAUUCCCGUGUGGCUGUUCUCUAACUAAUCUGUUACAUUGGAUACUUUUUGCUGCUUUGAGUUACUUCCGCAUUUUAACAGGAGUUGGCGGAAGCGCCAGCAGGGUUUUUCUCAGCACAGCUGUGUGAUCCACGUCUCCCUCUGCUUCCAGACAUGGCGGUGUUCGACAGCUGCUCGGUGCUGUUCGAACUCAAAGGUUUGUCGUUCAAGGAGAAGAAGAAAGUGAAAUCAGCAGUCACAGAUCAUGGAGGCAACCUUUCGUUUGUGGUCAACAAACAGUGCUCUUUGGUAGUGACAACCGAUGUAUCCAACCUAAGCUCCAACAGGCUGCGUAGCAUUCAGAAAUACCACACACCUGUGGUCGGGGUGGAUUAUGUGUACAGGUGUGUGGAGAGAGGAGUUCUCCUGCAGGUAGAUGAAUACAAGCUGGACACGUCCUCUGCCUCAUCAGGUCCUCUUCAUCGCUCUUCCUUCAAGAUGGCUCCACUGGCUUCACUCGCACCUCAGCAGAUAGGGUCAAAAGGCCAGGCCCAACCUAUGGAGUGUGUCAGUGGGACUCAGAGGGCAGAGAGUCUUGAGAGGAGUGGGAAUGUGCUGGACAGGUUCAGAAUUUAUAGAGAAACUGAUUCGGAUCUUCCGUCAGACCAAAGUGACUUUCAAGUGGCAAAGUAUUCAAUCUUUGAAAAGGUAAACAGCAACAGUUGGUGUGUGCUGGAGCUGCAGAGCUUCAAAGGGGAGGAGGGGCGGCAGUACCGUGUGGUCAGAUACUGGAAGGAUGAUGUACUCUGUGAGAAGAAGGCCGUGAGGGACAAGCUGGUGUUUUUGUCCACCUCAGAGGAAGCUCUGGAGGUGUUCCAGGCCCUGAGAGACAGCCUGGAGGCUUCAGGUCUCCGGAAGCAGAGCAGGUUUCCUCCUUCUGCCCGUGAGAUGGGCUCUGCGCCCCUCCAGCAGCUGCUCCUGGAAGAGAAGCUCAACACAGGAAGCUUAUCACAAGAAGUGGGUGUAUUUGUGGAGCUGCUGUGGACUGAGGCGCUGGGCUGCCUCGACAACAUCCUCAGAGUUUCAGUUGACAAGCUCAGCCUGAAUGAUGUGAGCAGGGCAGAAGGCUUGUUGCUUCAGGCUCAGAAGAAGCUGACAGAGGGAAACCACGCUGAGCCGAUCAGUCUCCUGCAGGAGUUCUACACUCUGCUGCCACACAGACAAUCCUCCAUGUUUCCCAGCACCAAGCUCAUCUCUCAGAAACUGGACCUCUGUCAGUUAAUCCGAGAUGUUCUGAAUGCAAGCGAGAUGACUCUGAGGAGCCCCGCCCCUUCCACUGUGGGGAAGUAUCGAGCUCUGAGGUGCAGCGUUGAGACGGUUCCCCCCAGUAGCUCCGAGUUUCAGGCUGUGACCGAUCUCCUGCAGGACAGCAGGGUGCAGAUCCAGCAGAUUGUGCGUGUCGGCCGAGGGGUGGAGCUUCAGACCUUUAAGAGCGAGCUGGAGAAUGUUAAGCCACUCCUCCAUUCCUCCAGUCCCAACAACUUUGUGGGAAUCCUGUCUCGUGGCCUGCUGUUGCCCCAUGUGGGAGUCGAGCACCACGGGAUAGAAAGAACGGAUUUCGGGAAACUGGGUGGUGGAAUCUACUUUAGUGAUUCCCUGAGCACCAGUCUGAAAUACUCCAAGCCCAGCGUGACAGACGGCUCCCGGUUGUUGUUGGUGUGUGAUGUUGCGUUGGGACGUUGCAGGGAGGUCUACAAGACGGACAUCCUGCUGAAGCAGGCUCCCGAUGGAUACGACAGCGUGCGCGGAGUCCGCCGCACUCCAAACACUCCCUCUGAGUUUGAGGAUGAUGAGUAUGUGGUAUACAGUCCUGAUCAGGUGAAACUCAAGUAUGUGGUUCAGUUCAGCAUCCAAGGAGACCAGCUAAAGGACUUCACUCCUUCCAUGAACAUGUCACCUGAGCUCUGUCUUCCUUGUUCUGCUGAAGAGCUCAGUUUAGGCGAUGAUAUGUUUGAAAGCAGUAAAAACCCUCUGGAAGAGGUGACCGCCGGACUGUUGGACAGCACUGGUCAGCAGCUCCCUCUGCAGGCCGUUCAUGUGAAGUGUAAACUGAUGGAUCUGCUUUCGCAGGUCAUCAUCUUCCAGAAAUACACAAAUCUGAGCUCAGUGCCCAUUGAGGCAAAGUAUGUUUUCCCUCUAGAUGAUUCAGCUGCAGUGUGUGGGUUCGAAGCUUUCAUCAACGGGAAGCAUGUCGUGGGACAGGUGAAGGAGAAAGAAAAAGCUCGCAAGGAGUACAAACAGGCUAUUGAGAAAGGACAUGGAGCUUAUCUCAUGGACCAGGAUGCACCUGAUGUGUUCACCAUCAGUGUGGGUAACCUGCCCCCUGGUGCAACUGUCCUCAUCAAAGUGACCUUUGUCUCUGAGCUGAUUGUCAGGGACGGCACAAUUCUCUUCUCCCUGCCCGGCAGCGUGGCUCCAUGGCAGGAGAGUGCAGCCCUCAACCAGACCACACAGGUCACUGUGGAGAAGGUGUGCGUAACUGAUGAAGCUGCGAGUGUCAGAGAGUUCACCUUGGACCUGUCAGCUGAAAUGCCCUAUGAGAUCUCCAGCCUGCAAUGUAUCACUCAUCAAAUCAAGAUGAAGAAAACCGACUGUAAGGCAGUGGUGAGUGUGCUGCCGGGACAGAUCAUGGGUCCAGAUGGAUUUCAGCUGUCCAUCAUGCUGUCUGACGUCCACCUGCCCAGGAUGUGGGUGGAGAAACACCCUGACAAGGACAGCCAGGCCUGCAUGUUGGUUUUCUAUCCAGACUUUGAGGUCAGCUCCAGUUCAGAUGCAGAUGAAGUCAUCCUGCUGUUGGACACAUCCGAGUCCAUGAAGGGAGAGUCUCUCCGCUCGGCCCGCAGAAUUGCCCUGCAGAUUCUCAAAAGCCUGGAUCGCAGCCUGAGACUCAAUGUCGUUUUGUUUGGAACAGAUCACACAGAAGCUUUCCUAACAGUGAUGCCACUUGGUGAAGUUUAUGAAGAAGCCCAGAGAUUCAUCAAGCACUCGGCUCCAUUAGGGGGAGGCACUGAGAUGUGGCGUCCCCUGCGAGCGCUCAGCCUGCUGCCUCCAUCGCGCGGCAUCAGGAACCUGCUGCUGCUGUCGGACGGCCACAUCCAGAACACCGAGCUCACCUUGAAGCUGCUCAGAGACAAUGCUCAGCACAGUCGCCUCUUCACCUGUGGCCUCAGCCCGAUGGCCAACCGACACAUGCUGAGGGCCUUGGCUCAAGCAGGGGGCGGAGCCUAUGAGUUCUUCGACACAAAAACCAAACACAACUGGGCAGAGAAGGUGGCCUGUCAGCUGAAGCGUAUGGCAUCUUCUGGCUGCAGUUCAGUGUCUGUCAAGUGGCAGCAGUUCAGCCCAACAAGUCCACCUCUGCAGGCUCCCAAGCAGCUGCAUGCUCUGUUCAAUGACUGUCACACUCUGGUUUAUGGCUUUGUGCCACACUGUACUCAGGCUACUCUCCUGGGAAAUCUGAGAGGUCAGGAGCUCAAAACAAUGGUGUCAACCAGCGAGCUGCAGAAAACAAAGGGCACAUUUCUUCACAAGCUCACCGCGAGGGCCCUCAUCAGGGAUUAUGAAGACGGGAACCUGGACACCAGUGAAGCUGAACACGAGGGUAAGAAAGCAGAGUUGAAGUCCUUCAUCAUCGAGUUAAGCAAAGAAUUUUCCAUCCUGUCUCAGUUUACCAGCUUUGUGGCCAUUGAGGAACGGGACUCAGAGCAACCACAGCCUGGUUUUACAGACAUCCCCAAGUUGAUUGCAGAGGAAGAUGUGGACUUCCUUCCCUACAUUAACUGGAUUUCUCCCGAGGAUGAUGAAGACCUAAUAGAGGAAGAGUCUUCGGAGGAGGAUGCUGAUUGCGGCUUUGGUUUGUUUGACUCUUGUGAUUCAUUCACGACUCCCGACUUCUCUCCUCCAGCUCCACAUACAACUUAUUUUAAGGAGCAUGCUUCACUAUAUUCAAUUUCUGGACACUCGGCUCCCCCUCCACCUCCUCCUUCUAUGAAGCGUGCUUCAGACGAUGUUCCCCACCUUUCUUUUUCUGCACCCCCAGCUCCCCCUCCCCAUCCUUUUUCUAUGCACCACGCUUUAGCGGAUGUUCCACAGUGUUUAAUUUCUACACCCAUGGGUCCCUCUUCUGGUUCCCUUAUGGAGCGUGUUUCAGAGGUUGUUCCACAACCCCCUCAAACCCUCUCGUCCAGCCUUUCUUCAUUUCGUCGUGAUUAUCCUUGUAAUACUUCCAUAGAUUCGUUUUCAUCAGACAGUCAGGCAGUGGGGCACAUCAAUAUUCCACUUCCAGAGAUCUAUAGGGCUCAGAUGGGGCCCAUUUCACGUAACAGUCUCACACUGGACAGCAGCAGAUCAUCACUCCCAAUUCAUGGUUACUCUUCAGCAAUGGAAAAUCAAUUGCACAGUGCACUUGAUUCUGUGUCUGAUGAGCCAGAACAGAGUUCAUCUGAGUGUGUUGAAGGCGUUUCUUACAUGGUUCCACCUGCUAUAGAAAACUAUGGCUCUGAGCUUGAGAGAGGAGACUUUAUGUCUUUAAAAUACAAAUACAGAAGAACAGCAAGACAUUCGUCUUUCAGCCCAGUUUCUUGUAGUUUUGACUUUAAAGUUAGAGAACAACUUCCUGAGACGUCAGCUCCAUCAGAUUUAGAGCACCAACCAGAACCUCACCUCCAAAUGCCAUUAUUUGGUCAGGCAGGGAAAACAAUCGAGUUAAAGAGUGGAGUCUUUCCUGUGAAGUCCUAUUUACCUCCCAAAUUGUACCACCUCAGCACAGAUGGGAGUCUUCCUGACACUGCUCCUGCAGCAGUACCGUCUCAGUUGGUUGUUGAAUCUGAUGACACACAUGAAGCAACUUCUCUGUCUGUUGCGCGGACUCCCAUAGGGCCGUCUUUUGGGUCAGCUAAGUUUACUUCCAGUGGCGUUCACUCUAAAUUAGGUAGCUCAAGCUCCACCUAUGAUGGUGCUCUGGGUUCUACAGUGGUUCCUGUGACGUCAGCUCCAUCAGAUUUAGAGCACCAACCAAAACCUGGCUUGUGCUUAAAAUCAUUAAGGCGGAUAAGGGGAACCUCUUGUUAUUUACCUCCCACCCUUUCCAACAAUGAUGUUCCUGUAGGCCCUAGAAUGGCUCCUGAGAUGGCCGCUCAGUUUCAUUACAGAGGAUUUACUCCCUCUUAUGGUUUACCCAAAGUUGAAAUUUGCAGUGCAUCACAACCUCACCAUGAACCUGAAGGUCCGAGCAGUGCACCACAACUUCCUGUAAGAGCAAGUGUUCUACAAAGAAGGCCUGUCCCAGCAUCUUUCUCCGCUGGCCAUCAGAAUCUCCCAACUAACCCUUUCCUGCAUCAUCAGUCAGCUGUACUGAAUGCAGCAGAAUCUCCUGAAGUGCUGAAGCUCAAAUGGAUGAAGAUCUUCCAGAUGCAACAUUCAGAAGGGUACUGGGAACUAACCACAGAACUGGGGGAACUAAUUAAUGUCAACGUGGACCUGUUUGCCAACGUGUUCCUGAAGGACAAAGGCAUCCAUUCUCUCGGCGUGACAGCCCACGCAGAUAUCCUGAGGCUGGUGGCGACUCUUCUGGUUCUGCAGCUGAUGAAAGCGAACAAAUUGGAAGAAGGCAAACUGCUCCGCACCCUGUUCUGUCUGGAAGAAGCUUCUCAGUCCAGGCCGGAACGAUGGGAGCAGGUGAAGAAGGCGGUGGACUGGGUUUGCUGGGCUGACCGACAGUAUCCCUGUGUCUAUAGUCGGCUAGAGUUUGGUUUGAGCUGGGAGUCCGCCACCCGUCAGCUACUGGGUUAUGAAAGCCUCCCUCCCUUCUCGCCUCUCUGUGGUCUGGAUCUACAGAGGACAACGGCCCCAGUACUGGUCCAGUGAGAAGAUGCUGUGGACACCGUGCAGCCUUUCAGAGGGGAUUACAGUAACUUUAGAUAUGGUUGUAGAUGAAUAUGCAUGUAUUCCUUUGCCUUUUAAGAAGAAUUUUGUACUCUGUGUGUUUAUACAUGUAUGGAUAAUCUCAAAUGUCCUCUGCUGUAAUCUAAUUUCUCAAAUGUUACAAAUACAGGCCAUUUACACGGAGCAUUUCCCGUACAUAGAGCAGUUGUUUUGUCAUCUGUGUAGAUUGCCCGAAAAACAAACUGGUGUUUAAUCCAGGUCAGGUGGUAAAAUGUACUUAAUUUUAGACACAAGUUUUUUUUUUUAAUUGCAUAACACAAUAUAAGUUUUUUUAAAACACUUCAUAGAUGUUGGUGUUGGUGGCACUGGCUGACAGUCAUUCACACUUCUUGUUUUGUGUACUGGGAUAAUGGUGGAGGGUCUCAGGCAUGACAUAUGAGAGGUUGAACAGCUUGGUAAAUACCUCUGAUGCUGGAGGACCAAUGUUGACUCUCCAGUGAUUGGGUAGCAGAAUGUAGGAGUCUCCCCUCCUCCCUGGGUGUCAAAGGGGCCAAAAAACUGGUUACGGGCAUCAACCAGGUUUGUGUCCUCAGAUGCACAUUGUAACGUGACUUUAUAGUCAGUCAGUGACUUGAUACUUAUUUACAUGUAACAAGGGUUGUUGUUAAUAAAUUGCUACUCUAUGA